ACUUUAUUUCAUAUUAAAAUUUCGUGGAGACCACCGUACGACCGGAAGUAGGCCAUAGGCGUUGACCCGGAAAUAACUGGUUACUGUUGAGAACACACAGGUAGAAAAAAAGUUUAGAAAACCUGAGUCACAAGUGCAUGCUGUCCUGCUUUGACCUAACGACUGAUGUCCCUCUCUAUCCUCCUUCGCAGUAAAAUUAUGAACUCACUUGACAAUAUUGCAUCAGUCUUCGUGUGAACGACUCUUCAACUGUUUUGCUGAUUGAUGGAAAGGAAACCUUCUAUGAUUCAUCAGUUCAACUCAAAAGAUGAGAAAAGGACUGUCUGCCAGUGCUUGGAGUUUGAGAGUUUUGAGAAACAUAUUUUCAUUUAGAAAAGACACAGUUCACACAGCCAACUCCAAUAGGUAUACAAAAACAACAAAGGCUGUAGCUGACAUCGGAACAAGAUCGCAUAACCGACUGCAUGAUGUUGAAUUUUGUGGGAAAAAUGAGGUGCCUGGAACCCUGACAUGUCUAAACAGUCCAAGAACUUUGGAAUCUACUUAUUUAAGUCAACUGCUCCGGUUUCAGCAUCCAACUCACAACAGCUGUCUUGUGUCGUCGAGAGGCAGUUUCCCCUAUGGGACUUCAUGUGUGGAAUUUUGGGGACAGACAGAUGGAGCAUUCCACAACUCAACUGGUGAAUUUUCUCCUACACGUGAUUCCUCAGUGAGACAUAUUCAUGGUCACAAAAUAUUGCUACUGCAAUUGCCAACAGUUGAAAACUCGUGCUUUAUUUCGCAACAGCGUGGGAUCCACAGACAAAUAAACAAAAAGCAUGGGAACAGCCAGACUCCAAAGAACAGUAGUGCCUCAAAGAACAGUUCACCAAGAGGACAAACUAGACAGGAUAGCUCUAAGGCCACCCCUGAUCAAGAAAAGUCACCAUCGUCAGAGACGUCAGCUGCUGGCUCUGACACUCCUGAGAAGUUGACUUUGUAUCAGCGAUUCAAGAAAACUUACAAGGAGCAUGGGAAAGUGUUGAUAGCAGUGCAUCUCUUCACUUCCUCAAUUUGGUUUGGUUCCUUUUACACAGCAGCAAGAUGUGGUAUAGAUAUUGUCCCCUACCUGGAAAGUUGGAAUUUAAGCGAGAAAAUCAUAUCCCCAUUUCGUUCUGGUGGGCUCGGUGACCUUGCUUUGGCCUACCUCAUGUACAAACUGGCUACUCCUGCGAGGUACACAGUGACGAUUGGUGGAACAAACUUGGCCAUCAGAUACCUCCGCAAAGAAGGCAAGUUGGAGCCGGUACGUAAAGAAGACACUCUGCGUUCCUUGUACAAGGAAGGCAAAGCUGAUCUGAAGCGGCGCUCGGAUCUCCGCAUGACGAGAAUCAGGAGAAUACGGAGUGGCAUUAGGAACAGGAACAGAACAAAACACAGAGAUCGCCACUGAGCAUGAGCUCAUCCAGAUAGUUUUGUAGAAUGACCAUGUGUUAUUGUUGUUUUUUUAUUUUGUGGUGUGUCUUUUUUGUGUGUGUGUGUGUGACUUUCGCUUCCAAAUUACAUUUUUAAUGGUUGUUAUUUUCUUCGUUAUAGAAAGAAAAAUUCCAAAGUUGUGACCCAACAUUGUGUAACACAGACUACAAACUCCUCCUAAGAAUAAUGCUUUUCAUCUUAUAGCUGCACCUGAGGUCGUGUGAGGAUCACAAAUAAUAUCAGUAAAGUUUUUUUUGUUUUGUUUUUUUGGAUGCUUUCUGAGUUAUUGUCCAACAGUAUCAAUUAAUCCAUUUGUCCGUUUAGGAUACUUUUGGAAGUUUCCGAAGUUUGUAAGCAAGCUGCCAUAUUUACAUGUACUUCAUGGAAGUUUACAAACUUACUAUGCACUUUCCUUUUGCGUUUGUUGGCAAAUUUGCUGUCUCUGGAUUACAUGUAUUUGGAGUUGGUUGUUUUUCUUCUUCCCCCCCUCUCCCCCCAAUUCGGAGAUGACUUAUUAUUUAUGAUGGAUCUACCAAAUAAAUGUGUUUCUAUUUUGCUAGGAUUGGUUAGGAUGAGUUUAACGUGUAAGAAUAGUGUGUGAAUCUUGCAGGUUAUAACAGUCUGCUUUCACAUUAGUUAGAAAUUUGUACAUUAGUCUUUCAGUAAUAAUCUGAUCAAUGUAGACAUAGCACUUCGUCAGUUAUUCCAUUGUACUGAUUUGACUCUUUAUUUAUAAAGACGUAGCUUUAGUAUGCAUGCUUCGAGAAUGAUUUUCUGAGUAAGUAUUUUUGUCGCUUUGCUCUUCAGGAGAGCAGUAAGAUAGUGGUCUACCUGUUUGUCAGUUAUUAUUAUUAUUUUGGAUCCCUUUUGUUCUGUUCUUUUUGUUGGUAAGAAGUCAGUUGUUCCUUUUCUGAUUUUUAAUUUUUUAAUACAAUGUAAUCGUUGCUGUGGUAAGGAAAAAAAUUAGUGACUCCCUCUGUUUAUUUUUGUGACUCUGUAAAACACGGUCAAAUGAGAGAACUAUUUUAUUUUUCUUUUAUUUUUUUUUUUUCGAGACAGUGACGAUAUGAUAUGGACAAAAUGAAAUUGUCAAUGCAUUAUAAUGGAAGUUAUUGUCCAUAUGAAAGUUGGCCUGCUUCAUACAUGACAGCAGACCAUUGUUCAGGAUGGUUAUUGUGCUGGUUAUUGCUUUACAGUUAUGUUAAAACCCUUUAGCUUUCACCGUGUUGUCAUGACAAGUAUUUUGUGUCUGUAUUUAAUUGUUACUCUUCUGACUGUGAGAAUUAUUUGGUGAAUCAUUGACGUGAAGUUUUUACUUGGAUUGUGACUGCUGAUGUAUUACUACUAAUAAAAAAAACAAGCUACGAUACCAUU
Messenger RNA from Aplysia californica (California sea hare), 2829 nucleotides. RefSeq names its product protein FAM210A. The record is from RefSeq and is a predicted model, not a curated record. Lineage: Eukaryota; Metazoa; Mollusca; Gastropoda; Aplysiida; Aplysiidae. The coding region runs from base 308 to 1432 and encodes 374 amino acids. The transcript is spliced from 4 exons. Gene Ontology annotation, cellular component: mitochondrion.